Molecule: messenger RNA, 2405 nt
Organism: Linum trigynum
Lineage: Eukaryota; Viridiplantae; Streptophyta; Magnoliopsida; Malpighiales; Linaceae
Source: the annotation of a GenBank genome assembly
CUCGGCUGGUUGAUUCCACAAUUGACCUAAAAAGAGUAUUGUUAUUGUCUUGGCUGAACUGUUUGAAAAGGAAAAUUUUAUGAAUCAAUGCAAAUCUUGAAAUUGGAAAAUGGAGGAAAAGUUGAAAAUGAAAACAAUGAUAACGAUGAUUGGGCGGACAAAGGCCACCAGAAAUCCGGUAGCGGAUUCUGGGGGCGGCCCGGGUGAAGGGAAUUUUCAUCCAUCCAUGGUGAUGGUGGGCCAAGGUCCAGUUUGGAGUGGCAGUUCCUUAAUGGCCCAACUGAGAUAAGGCUUUCCCAUCAACCAGAUUUCCUGCUGUGACAGGUCGCCAUUUCAUCUGUACUUCCUUCUUCCGUUUCACCUCCGGAGUUCUGAACCUUUCCUUUUUCGGUUGCUCCUUACUCAGAAUCUUCCCGCGAUUGAAUAUUCCCUCCUUCAUCUUCUGUAAGUAAAUUCGUUGUUCCUCUUAUUAUAUUACCUGUGGCUUGACCAUUCUUUAACCGCUUCCAGUUUUCUCGUAUAACAGCUUAUGGGAAUCGAAUGGGUUUCCUGUAGCCAUUCUUCUGUUGCUACCUCUCUGGUUCGUACUUGUAGUUGCUCAAAACAGUGCCUUAUCGAUUUCCCUUUGGCCUUUAGGUUGGUCUCAUGGCGCUGGUUCCAAUACGUUACAAACUGCCUCAUAAAGACAGCAUCCCUCCCUCAGUCCCAUAUGCAGUAAGCCGGUAUCAACUUGGCUUUCGCCAUGCUUACAGUUGCUUAAUUGGUUGCACUCCUAAUGGUUGGAAGACAAACAGAGGGCUUAGUUCCAUCGUGUGUUGCAAUUCGGGGCGAGGUGGAAAUGAAAAGCAGCUGAGGCUUUUGGAUUCUUAUUUGGGGAAGCUCCAAAAUGAUGAUUCCAGCAAGGGUUCUGCAGAUUUUGGUAGGAGAGGGGUCGUGGUUGACAACAAGAGUAGUUUCCAGUUUGAUACGAAACAGGAACUGGAUUCUCUGAAUGCCUAUCUUCACAAACUUAAUAGAGGUAAUUCAGUAAGUAAACGUCGAAACCCAGAAACGGUGAGAUCUGAACCGAAGAAGCAAAACGGUUCCUUGGAGUUGAGAGAUAAGGGGAUCGCUAGUCGUUCGUGGAUGGCUCAGUCAUUAUGGCAAACUGAUGACACAUCCAGUUUCUAUCUUGUAGGCAUACUGGCGUCGAUAAACAUUGCAGUUUUCCUAUUCGAAAUAGCUACCCCGGUUAGAAGUUCAGAGUUUCAGCUUUUCUCAUUACCUUUGUUGUACGGAGCAAAGAUAAAUGAUCUGAUCCUGACUGGAGAAUGGUGGAGGCUGGUCACACCAAUGUUUCUGCACUCUGGAGUUUUCCAUGUCGCCCUUGGAUGUUGGUCACUUCUGACUUUCGGCCCUGAAGUUUGUCGGCGUUAUGGCUCGUUUACUUUCCUCUUGAUAUAUCUUCUUGGAGGACUUUCUGGCAACUUGACGAGCUUUCUUCACACACCAGAGCCAGCAGUCGGUGGCACGGGGCCAAUUUUCGCCAUAAUUGGAGCUUGGCUCAUUUAUCAAGCUCAGAACAAAGAAGUAGUCGACAAGGACACUUCAGAGAGCUUGUUCCAGAAAGCUAUGAUGACCACUGCUCUUAGCUUCAUAUUAAGCCACUUUGGUCCCAUUGAUGACUGGACGCAUUUGGGGUCAGUUAUGACCGGCAUAAUCUAUGGAUUUCUCACAUGCCCAACCCUACAGCUUGAUGAUGCAUCUUUAAGGAGUGGCCGAGAUGAAGGCAUGGCAGCAGUCGUUGGAAGGCAUCCUGAUUUGUGUAAAUCGUUGAUGUUCUUUGCCAUCUGCACUCUGUUCCUGGGUUCUUUACUUUUCCUUGUCGAACCUCCUCUUGACACAAUAAUCACCGAGGAGGAAAUUUUCCGGAUGUGAACCAAAUGUUUGUUACUACCCUAUUGCUAUAUAAAGUACACAAUUAUAGGGUGCCAAUGCCAUUUGGAUUUUGGAGCAAUGUUUGUAGAAGUACUUAGACUAUGAAUCAGUUAGUCUCUCCAUAUAGUCAAUCAGCCAGCCUUUUCAUUUCAGCUGUUCAGCAAGGUAGAGGAAGAAGUAUGCUCACAUUGUGGAAGCAGCAUUCUAUUCCCUUGUUAGUGUCCACAAGGAUCAAGAAACGAGUUUUCGUCACCUUUCCCUUCAACCGCAGUGAACUUGCUGUUCAUCACCUGCAUUGAUACCUCCGCUAUAAGCGCGUCAGGUUCCUACUGUCUCCCAGUUAGCUGAUCUCCUAACAUUGAUUCCGUUCCAUUUAACAGAGCGGUUUUCCAACCUGUUAUUCCUAGUUCCAUUUCUUUCUGAAAAUCAUGGCUAUUUCUGUUGUGUUCUGUUCUUCCCGUAUAACAAUAUAAACCGUAAAUUAAAGU